AUGACUGCCAUACGGCUCGAGGACGACACUUUGUGGAUUCACAACCCCAUUGCCCCAACGAAAGAAUGUGUUGCUUUGGUGAACGAGUUGGGCUACCCAGUACGAUAUAUUGUACUCGGCAGUGCGCAGUACGAACAUAAGGUCUUCGUUGGGCCUUUCUCGCGUCGAUGGCCAGAGGCAACGGUUUACACAGUGCCGCAGCAGUGGUCUUGGCCUCUUGAUCUGCCGUCCUUGUUCUACGGGAUAAAUGGUGUUGAGCUGCUGGAGGAGGAGACUGCACCGUGGGCAGCAGAAAUAGACCAGCGGCUCUUGGCUCCCAAAGAGCGCUUGGGGCUUGUGGGGUACAGUGGCUCUGAGUGUGCCUUUUUCCAUAUGAAGUCACAGACGCUUCUUUGCACAGAUGCGUUGGUGUUUGUUCCAGAAGAACCCCCAGAUGUGCUCGACAAGAGAGAACUGAUGGACUUAGGCCGCACGUUUGGUCAAUUUUUCUUGGACUUACUCGUUCUCUCGGACUGGCAGGGUUCAGGCGAGUAUGUGCGCAAUGCUCAGCAGGCCGAUUCCAAGUCGAAGCCCAAGACGGAGACUGAGCUGAUACGUACUGGCUGGCAGCGCAACGCCUUAUGGGCGCUGUUCUUGGGGCCGGACGGGCGCAGCAUCAUCAACUCAGAGCAGGCCUUCAACGCAAUCGCUGGAUCAUGGAUCAUAGGACCCGUGUGCUAUGCUCUUGUGUACAGCGGUAAAUUUCGCCAAGAAGUUGCUGCCUGGGCAGAAUCCAUGUGCGAAUGGGAUGUUCAGCAGAUCAUCCCGUGCCACUUCGCUGGCCCAGUCCGUGGCACGCGCGACGACAUCCGACGCGCUUUCGAGGUGCUGAGGCCAGGCGUCAACGUCACCAGGAAGCCGGAUCUCGAGCUGCCCUGGCCGUUUCCACGGCCCAUUCGGUACCGUCCCGAGGACUUCAAGCUGCUGAGCGACAUCACGACCACGCUCCGGGACCUGAACGCCUUAUGUGCGCGCGCGCAGCUCCUGCGGCUGCUCGCGUCCGUGCAGGAGGUGCGCGCGCCUCGCAGGGGCAGCGCCGCCCUGAGAGCGGCGCUCCAGCCGCGGAGGACGAUCAACAUGCCAGCCUCCCUGUGCGUUGGCUACAUGGCCCAUGAUCAAAUGGUGCUGGACAUGCGGAGGAUCUCGCUGCACUACUUGAAUUUGAAGACCUGGCUCCCAAGG
Molecule: messenger RNA, 1221 nt
Organism: Prorocentrum cordatum
Lineage: Eukaryota; Dinophyceae; Prorocentrales; Prorocentraceae
Source: the annotation of a GenBank genome assembly